This is a messenger RNA of Lepisosteus oculatus (spotted gar), 1183 nucleotides long. RefSeq names its product transcription factor HES-2. NCBI's taxonomy places the organism in Eukaryota, Metazoa, Chordata, Actinopteri, Semionotiformes, Lepisosteidae. Gene Ontology annotation, biological process: regulation of neurogenesis; regulation of transcription by RNA polymerase II; anterior/posterior pattern specification. Gene Ontology annotation, molecular function: protein dimerization activity; DNA-binding transcription factor activity, RNA polymerase II-specific; RNA polymerase II cis-regulatory region sequence-specific DNA binding. The record is from RefSeq and is a predicted model, not a curated record. Gene Ontology annotation, cellular component: nucleus.
UUGAGAGAGCACCUAGCCACGAGAACCAUGACUCCUCACAUCAGCUCCUCAGCCAUGCCGGCUCACUCGGUAAAACUAACGGUCGCCAAGAGAAAGGAAGCCAGCGAGCUCAGAAAGACUCUAAAGCCUUUGAUGGAAAAGAGAAGACGUGCACGUAUCAAUGAAAGCCUCAUCCAACUGAAGACCCUCAUCCUGCCUUUAAUCGGGAAAGAUAAUUCCCGGUACUCCAAGCUGGAGAAAGCUGAUAUCCUGGAAAUGACCGUGAGGUUUCUCAGAGAUCUACCCAGCACCCCAGUUCAAAGCCCAUCAGACGGCUACAGAGAGGGUUACAAAGCGUGCCUUCACCGUGUAUCCAGCCUGCUCCCCAAAACCGACCUCCUGGACAAGGACACGUGCCAGCGCCUGAAUGAAUACAUCCAGCGGUCCAUCGAGGCAGCAGCACCAGCGGGGCCGGCCUGUCUGAACUGCAGCGGACCGAACUCCCGAGCCUUCCCCCGGAGAGAUCAAAGCGUCCUGCGCCUCAACCCCACGGGCGGCUCCAGACCCGAGUCAAACAGCAACGGUCCUUUACUAGACCGGCGGCAGCCAGUCCCGCAGGCCCCGAGUGCCAACAUGUGGAGACCGUGGUAGCCUCCAAAACAAAAUGGGCAAAAACGUGUGCGUCUUGUUGUUUGUCAAAUAUUUAUACGUUGAACCUUACUUUAAACAUGUAAAUAUAAUGCGCGUGGUGGAGAUUCAUUGUAAAGUUCAUCUGUACAAAUGUGUGACGAAUUACCGCCAUUUGAAAGACGUUUUAUUUGUGUUGCAGUUUACUGACUAUGGAACGUUUUGGCCGUUGGAAAUGUAUAAUUCGCGGUCAAUUUUUCAAACCGGUUUUAGAAAGGUUUGGAAAACUGGUAAAUUCUGCGAAAUAUUAAUAUUUAGUCCUCUUGGGGGUUAAAUGAAUGUGGGUUGUAUAAAAAACACACCCUUGUAAAACCCAAAGGGUUAUUCUGCGUAUGUGUUGGGCACAGAUGUUUUAAAUGUGCUGGGCCUGUUAUUGUUCAGGCGCUGUAAUUUCAGUCUGUUCUGUUUAAGAAGGGGGUUGGUUUUGGGGGAGUACAAAUAAUAUUUAUUGUGACAUAGACGCGAAAUCCCCAAGCUUUCAGGAAAUUUCAAUAAAAUGUGCUAUCUUUGGGAAAAA